GCCCCAAACCCUCAGCAGUAAGUUGGCUGAUGCUGGCAGCCAGACAAAUCUGGCACCACACGGCAGGCAGGCAGGCAGUGCACUGCUCGUCCCUUCGCUUUGCUGUGUGUGGGGAUGCUGGACACCAACAGCCAGCCAGGGAUCCGGCCAAAGGCUGCUCCGCUCGGCGCCUGAACCCUGCUGCUCUGUGCCCGGGUGGGAGAGACAGAUGUCAGAGGACAAGACAGACAAGGUAAAAAUCAAAGCAGCUGAAAGUUUUGAACAUGAAAAGCAAAAUAUUUCUUGGCUGAAAAAAGACCGUCGUACCAGCUCCCUGCCUCUACUGGCCCUCCCUGGGGUGACAUCAAGCAGCGAGGACCAUCCAGAUAACCAGCUUACAAAUGAAAAACACACAGAUGAAAAGCCUAUGAAAGGUAUUGUUAUGAGUUCUGUCGCAGAAUUCAGCAUCACAGACGCUUCAUCAAAGGGUUCCAAAAAUGAGAAGAAAUUGUCAGAUGCAAGCAGAUCAUCCAUUGCUUCCCUGGAGAAAUGCAGAGAAUUCUCUUACAUUGAAGAUGAUGCAUCAGUACAUCAGAGAGACAGUGACGAUGAAUGCGCAACACUUAUCCUGGCCUGCUUGUUCUGCCAGUUUUGGGACUUUCUUAUAAUGCUGCCUGAUACCUGUGAACAUUGGCUGACAGAUACCUGUUGUCCAUCCAAUAGAUAUUACCAGACCUCCGACGAAGACCACGGCAGCAACGACUGCAACUGUGACUGUGACAUUGAUUGCAGCCUCUUUGAGUCCUGCCACGAGACCGGCGAGUGCCUGGAGCUGGCCAUGGAGAUCUCUGAAGUCUGCUAUCGCUGAUAGGAAAAUAAUUGACAAAAUUCAUCAAAACUACCCGGCAGAUUACAAAGGAGAUUUUUUUUUUUUUUUUAAUAUUAAUCAUAACCGGAGGUUUUGUCAAUGAGGACUAUGUGCAUCUUGUUGCUCCCUCCCUGGAGGUCUCUAUGUUGGCAUGAUAUCACAAACUGCUGAAACCAAUAAAGGACGAAAAGGGGUCUUCUCUGCCAUAGAUGACAACAGAAUUCCUAAGUGCCAAGUGUGCUCGCUGCUUUACCCACUGUCAAUCCAAGC
This is a messenger RNA of Melospiza georgiana, 1117 nucleotides long. It is a transcript of the gene MDFIC2, whose product is annotated as MyoD family inhibitor domain containing 2. The transcript is spliced from 5 exons. The record is from RefSeq and is a predicted model, not a curated record. Bases 209 to 847 code for a protein of 212 amino acids. NCBI's taxonomy places the organism in Eukaryota, Metazoa, Chordata, Aves, Passeriformes, Passerellidae.